AUGGAAGAGCCAGCUCCAUUGUUACCCUCCGUUAUUGACCUCAAAAAAAAGAAAAAAGUUGAAACCAAGUUUGUUAUCGGCUUAGACGAACACACCACGCCGCGACCGCCGCCACCUGAAGGAAUCACCAACUCAGCAGCAACAGCAACAGCACCACUACUACGACGGCAGCCACCACCUCAUCGUCACCAUCAACAUCAUGUUAAGAGGCGGACAGCAGGACGAAUGCAUAAAAUGACCAAAGCUCACUUGAGUGACAGUGAAGCAGACAGCAGUAAACCGUCUAUAGCAACCGUUGCUAUGCGACGGUCUCAGUCGCAACGGUCACUACAGCAACAAGUACAAAAACGAAGGUGGUCACCGCAACAACAACAACAACAACAAAAGACAUCGCCAUUAGAAACAGAUGAGCAGCGACGAAGAAGAAGCAGUGCAAGCAGCAGCAGGAGCAACCCAGCACUAUUUGUAUCACAACAACAAAUGGCUGCGCCAAUCGAGCAGACGUUCAACGCUAUAGCCAAUAAUCUCGUGUCUCCUAACGGGGCUGCGUACCCGGCGUGUGUGCAUGCAGCAGCAGCGUCUCCCGUUGUCUCCUUGCCUGCGUCUCCACAGCGGUCAUCCUCCUCCUCCAUAGCGAAACAUGUGCUGCGGUCGCAAUUUAUCAGCAAUGAUAGUAGUAGAGGUGAUGGUGCUCAGCAUCAGCAGCAGCAGCAUCAACAUCAACAUCAGCAUCAGCAUCAACAACAGAAAGAGGAGGAAGGGGAGGGGGAGGAGAAACGGCCGCCAGCAUACAUUGCUCGGGAGCUGGACCGGAUAGACCGAGAGUACCAAUGUCUGAAACAACAUCGGGACCCAAUGAUGGAAAGUCUUGUACGGUGUAUGCGAGUCAUCCGCCGAUCAGCACCACUCACGCUGCCUAUCCACCAGCACUUCAAUCGAACCAUGUCAACCUCCGCUAUCCCCUCAUCAUCAUCAUCCAAAGCACUGCAUUCGGGUCAUCGGCAGGCUGCCGCAGCACUUCGUCGUCGACAACACCAUAAUCAACAAAUCAUCGCCAAUAGUGCUAACGGACAACAGCGACUUUAUUCCUCAGCAACAACCCUUGUCGCCGCCUCAGGUGAAAGUAACACGUCGCACGGAGGAAUUCUCAGUGCAUUGUGGGACCGUAUGCUGCAAAGUGUCAACUAA
Messenger RNA from Zychaea mexicana, 1188 nucleotides. RefSeq lists its product as uncharacterized. The record is from RefSeq and is a predicted model, not a curated record. NCBI's taxonomy places the organism in Eukaryota, Fungi, Mucoromycota, Mucoromycetes, Mucorales, Lichtheimiaceae. Bases 1 to 1188 code for a protein of 395 amino acids. The transcript has a single exon.